AUGACUGUUGAGCACCUCCCCACCAUCUUCAGCAGGGCUACUUGUACUGACCGAGGAUUAUGUCCCGUUACGCGCCUUCGCAACCAAGUGGAGGCUAUCGAAAGUCAUUCGUUGUACUAUGAAGUACACGGUACCGGACCCAAGAAAGUGGUUUUCAUUAUGGGGCUCAAUUCGUCGUCUUUUGCAUGGGCCGAACAAGCUGCACACUUUGGACAAAAUCCGGAGUACUCUAUUGUGUUGUUCGACAACCGCGGUGUUGGCCAUUCGUCCACUCCUCGAGGACCGUAUACUACGAGUGGGAUGGCGGCAGAUGUCAUCGUCUUGCUUGACUAUCUCGGGUGGAAGGCGGAGCGACAGCUUCAUGUUGUGGGUACUUCUAUGGGAGGGAUGAUUGCGCAAGAGCUUGCCCUCAAGAUACCUGGUCGGAUAAUAUCGCUGACACUGGCUGUAACCACACCAGGCGGCCCUCCGUGGACCAACUUGCCUCCCUGGAAAGGUGCCCUUUCGUUGGCCAAGCUCAUGUUCACGACAGACAUCGAGAAAAAGAUACCCAUUAUCUUGGAGAUGGUCUAUCCAUUGGCGUGGUUAGAGGCGACCGCGGAAGACGACGAGCAAGGGCGGACAAAUCGUGAAAUCCAGAUCAUGACGUAUCGCAAAAGAAUGUUGACCACUGCUCCUCAGCAUUUCCUGGGUGCCGUGUCACAGAUGUCUGCUGGCCUCACCCACCAUGUAACCCCACCCCGCCUAAAAAAGAUAUCCGACUCGAUUCCCUACGUUCAUAUCGUCACUGGUGAUCAAGAUAAUUUGGUUUCACCCGAGAAUAGUCGACUGAUCAAGAGCUGUAUGCCCGAUGCUGAGUUGGAGGAGUGGGAGAAAACUGGCCACGCUCUCCAUGUACAAUACCCGCAUAAAUUCAACCGGAUGCUGGAGAGAGUGUUCGCGCAAGGAGAAAGGAGGUGUUAA
Molecule: messenger RNA, 963 nt
Organism: Mycena indigotica
Lineage: Eukaryota; Fungi; Basidiomycota; Agaricomycetes; Agaricales; Mycenaceae
Product: FACT complex subunit SPT16
Exons: 12
Coding region: 1-963 (320 amino acids)
Source: RefSeq, a predicted model, not a curated record